UGCUCGCAUAACAAAGUCUUUCUGUGAAUCCUCCGUGUGCGCAGCAAGCCGGCCACGAAUGCUGCGCUCCAUCAUAUAGCAUGUACCAUAUCACCUAGAGCCAUCACAGACGGUCGGCGCUUUCGGCCACCUAGGGUAUGGAUUCAAGCGUCUCGAAGGCGCUGCAGGACAAGCUCUACGACAAGCGGAAGGCAGGAGCGUUAGAACUCGAGUCAAUCAUCCGCAACGCACUCGCCGAAAACAACCACGACAAGAUAGCGAAGAUUGUCCACCAGCUGUGCCAUGAUUAUGCCUAUGCCGUUCACCAGCCUCACGCCAGGAAUGGCGGGCUCAUCGGCUUGGCCGCUGCGGCGAUCGCGAUGGGAGCAGAAGUCGCUCGCUACUUGAAAGAAAUCGUUCCACCGGUACUAGCUUGCUUCUCCGAUCAAGAUGCGCGCGUGCGGUACUACGCAUGCGAAAGCAUGUACAACAUCGCCAAGGUGGCGAAGGGGGAGACCCUCGUAUACUUUAAUGACGUCUUUGACGCAUUGUGCAAGCUUGCAGCCGACACAGAACUCUCCGUCAAGAAUGGCGCAGAGCUACUAGACCGACUGGUGAAGGAUAUUGUUUCGGAAUCUGCGGCGUCGUAUGCUAGCAUGUUAGUCCCCGAGCCUGCCACAGCGGACUCUGAAGUGGACAGCCCGGAGCGGAAUGGUGAGGCACACACAGCCUUCAGUCUGCCAAGAUUCAUCCCACUGCUGCAAGAGCGCAUACACGUCCUUAAUCCAUUCACGCGGACAUUCCUGGUAUCCUGGAUUACAUUGCUGGACUCGAUACCCGAUUUGGAGCUCGUGGCGUACCUACCAAGUUUCCUGGGCGGCCUGCUGAAGUUCCUCAGCGAUCCAAACCAGGAUGUGCACACCACGACCAAAGUGGCUUUAGAUCGCUUCCUCAACGAGAUUAAGAAGAUCGCUGCUGUUAAGAAGGGGAUAGCUGAGAGUCGAAGAGGACGAGACGAGAAGGAGCAGCAGACGAGUGGGUCAAGCGAGGCUGUAGCGGUCGACAAUCCGGAUGUGGAUCAAGCGAAGACGGAGCAAGCCAACGGCGAUGAGGCGGGCACUCCUGCUGCGCCGACGUCUGAUACACCCCAGACGCCAAAGACAGCUGAGACUGAUUCACCGACGGUAGAUGGUGGCUCAACACUGGAGGCAAGCGGCGAGCUCGAGAAGGAGAACGAAGACUUCGAGGACGAGUGGAUACCAGGCCAGGACGUACAGAUUGACUACCAGCGAAUCUUAGACAUACUGGUAACGUUCCUCUCUGAGUCAAGCGAGGAGGAGAUACAGAUCAUUGCCCUGAAGUGGAUUGAGACCUUUUUCGACAUCUGCCCGGAAGACAUUCUGCUCUUCACCCCAAGACUCCUAGCCCAGCUGCUACCGGCGUUAAGCCACGAUGUUGACCAUGUCAAGCAAGCGGCCAACCGCGUCAACCAAGCGCUCAUGGCGUAUAUCAUGUCACUUCCAGAAGAGCCAUCAAGACCGCAGACGGAUGCAGAGCAGACGCAACAAACCAACCAGGCGCCUCCGGCGAUCACGUCCGCUCCCGGAACGACCACCUCCAUCCCGACCAUCCGAGCGCUUGCGCAAGCCAAUGGCGAUGCCAGAAGGGACAGCGCGCCAAGUCUUCGACAGACGCGGAAGGCUACAAGCCCCGACCCAGUUGAGCAACCCACUUCCGCGCCGCAAACCCAAGAACCUGAACCGCCAGUCGAGGACGAGCCUGAGGUGGAGCCGAAAGCACGAACAGACUUGGACUACGAAGCAGCAGUCAACGCACUUACCCUGCAGUUCUUGCACGAGCACGAAGCUACGCGCGUCGCCGCACUCGCAUGGCUCAUCAUGCUUCACCGCAAGUCACCUCGCAAGAUCCUUGCCAUACAAGACGCCACCUUCCCAGCAUUGCUUAAGACCCUGAGUGAUCCCGCCGAAGCGGUAGUUACGCGGGAUUUACUGCUGCUGUCGCAAAUCAGCAAGAGCAGCGACGAUACCUACUUCACCUCGUUCAUGGUGAACCUGCUAAAGCUCUUCACCACCGAUCGACGACUACUGGAAUCCCGCGGCAACCUAAUCAUCCGCCAGCUAUGCUUGUCCCUACCGCCAGAGAAGAUAUACCGCACCAUGGCCGACUGCCUCGAGCGCGACUCAGACGAAGACGUCGAAUUCGCCUCAAUCAUGGUACAAAACCUCAACAACAACCUCAUCACAGCCCCCGAACUACAAGACCUUCGCAAACGCCUCCGCAACCUCGACACCCGCGACGGCCAAAUCUUCUUCACCGUCCUCUUCCGCGCCUGGUGCGUCAACGCCGUCGCCACCUUCUCCCUCUGCCUGCUCGCGCAAGCCUACGAACAAGCGUAUAACCUCCUCCACCUCUUCGCCGAGCUGGAGAUGACGGUCAAUACGCUCAUUCAAAUCGACAAGCUUGUGCAACUCCUCGAGUCACCUGUCUUCACUUACCUGCGCAUGCAACUGCUCGAGCCCGAACGAUUUCCCCAUUUGUAUAAAUGUCUGUACGGUCUAUUGAUGCUGCUGCCGCAGAGUUCCGCUUUCGCUGCGUUGAAGAACCGGUUGAACAGCGUCUCCGCGAUCGGCUACUUACACAUCGCACCCCGAGGCGCACCCGCGACGCCGAGCACGGUCAGUACAUUUGAGCGUCAGAACCGACUAAGGAGUAAAGACGGCGGUGGCACGGGGGAUGGCGGGAUAAGGUGGAAUGAUCUCUUAGACAAGUUCAAAGCUACGCAGGAGCGCGUGAGGAGGAAUCAGCAGCGUCAGAUCACGGGACAGCAUGACGGUGCGACGGAUGAUAGGAUGUCCUCGCCAGAGCAGACAAGAAGACUGGCCGUGCCGGCGGAGAAGGUGGGAGCGGGUGGCGCGAGGCCGGGGAGUGCAGCGAGUGUGGGACGUCCGCCGCUACAGCCUGUUGGUGGUGGACUUGUGAAGGGGAAGAGUAGUCUCAAUCUCGGUCGGGUUGCGACAGGGUUUGGGGCCAGGAAGGGCAAGGCGAAGUAGGAUAUACCUUCCUUCGCUGGACGUUAGAGCUUCACGGUUCGAAAGGUGUGAUGGGAGGGUAUCUAGCGAGGCGUCUCGGUCGGUCUUCUUGUCGUGUGGAGAUGUAUGAACAUGCGAAGAGAGGAGUAGCGGUAUCGCACAACUGUUCAUCCGUUCGC
Molecule: messenger RNA, 3208 nt
Organism: Baudoinia panamericana UAMH 10762
Lineage: Eukaryota; Fungi; Ascomycota; Dothideomycetes; Mycosphaerellales; Teratosphaeriaceae
Exons: 3
Coding region: 138-3050 (970 amino acids)
Biological process (GO): phosphatidylinositol biosynthetic process; positive regulation of kinase activity
Cellular component (GO): PAS complex; endosome membrane; fungal-type vacuole membrane
Source: RefSeq, a predicted model, not a curated record